UAUAAAGACCGUCGGUUGACCGAUAGCUACUGGCAAGUCUUCCACCGAUAUACAAAUUUGACGUCCAGCCGACGAUACAGUACGUAGAAUACCAUCAUUAUUUGAGCGCAUUACCCAAGAUGUCCGGCCAAGAUACAAGCACAGAGUCAGGUAGCAAGGCUAACAGUGCACGCUCCUCCCAGCGGCAAGACACCGAAUGUCCCAUUGACUCGGGUGAUGAGGACGUGAAGGACGACGAGGCCGACGACGAUGCCUCGAUAAAAGCUAUCAGUCGUAGCCGCACCAACAAGUUCCCCUUUGAGACCGACGAAGAAGACGAUGGUAACGUCUCGGACGAGUCAGUGAGCUCCACGAGGGGUAUCAGACGUCGAUACACUGGAUGGGGCGAGAGUCAAGAUCCUGCAAACGAGACUGAGGAAGUACAUUACGCCGAGUCUGACGAUGAGCAAGCCAAAAUCACCAAGACGCAACUAGCGACGGAAGUCCAGGCGACGGAGAAAUCCGCGUCAGAUGAAGUCUCUACCGUGUAG
Molecule: messenger RNA, 530 nt
Organism: Kockovaella imperatae
Lineage: Eukaryota; Fungi; Basidiomycota; Tremellomycetes; Tremellales; Cuniculitremaceae
Exons: 3
Coding region: 120-530 (136 amino acids)
Source: RefSeq, a predicted model, not a curated record